This is a messenger RNA of Neomonachus schauinslandi (Hawaiian monk seal), 3871 nucleotides long. RefSeq names its product nudE neurodevelopment protein 1 (gene NDE1). Gene Ontology annotation, cellular component: kinesin complex; centrosome; kinetochore. Gene Ontology annotation, molecular function: microtubule binding. The coding region runs from base 116 to 1156 and encodes 346 amino acids. Gene Ontology annotation, biological process: establishment of mitotic spindle orientation; mitotic centrosome separation; microtubule nucleation. Lineage: Eukaryota; Metazoa; Chordata; Mammalia; Carnivora; Phocidae. The record is from RefSeq and is a predicted model, not a curated record. The transcript has 10 exons.
GGGGGCGGUGCUCAGAGGCCCGGGCUGCGCGGUCCGCCGCUGCCGCCGCCCGUCCUCGCGGACCGAGCCGUGACACCAUGCCACAAGAAGAGUGACCUCUUGCUCUGUUUUCACCAUGGAGGACUCGGGAAAGACUUUCAGCUCUGAGGAGGAAGAAGCUAACUACUGGAAAGAUCUGGCUAUGACUUACAAGCAGAGGGCAGAGAACACGCAAGAGGAGCUCCGAGAAUUCCAGGAGGGAAGCCGCGAAUAUGAAGCUGAGUUGGAGACGCAGCUGCAACAGAUUGAAACCAGGAACAGGGACCUCCUGUCGGAAAAUAACCGCCUUCGCAUGGAGCUGGAAACCAUCAAGGAGAAGUUUGAAACGCAGCACUCAGAAGGCUACCGGCAGAUCUCAGCCUUGGAGGAUGACCUUGCUCAGACCAAAGCAAUUAAGGAUCAACUUCAGAAAUACAUCAGAGAGCUGGAGCAAGCAAAUGAUGACUUGGAAAGAGCAAAACGGGCCACAAUCAUGUCUCUGGAAGACUUUGAGCAGCGUUUGAAUCAAGCCAUUGAAAGAAAUGCCUUCCUGGAGAGUGAACUUGAUGAGAAGGAGAAUCUCCUAGAAUCUGUUCAGCGACUGAAGGAUGAAGCCAGAGAUUUGCGGCAGGAGUUGGCUGUGCAGCAGAAGCAGGAGAAGCCCAGGACCCCCAUGCCCAGCUCGGUGGAGGCCGAAAGGACAGACACAGCAGUGCAGGCCACCGGCUCUGUGCCAUCCACACCCAUAGCUCAUCGGGGACCCAGUGCUAGCUUAAACACACCAGGGACAUUCAGACGUGGUCUGGAUGACUCCACGGGUGGGACCCCCCUCACUCCUGCAGCGCGGAUAUCGGCCCUCAACAUCGUGGGAGACCUGCUUCGGAAAGUAGGGGCACUGGAGUCCAAGCUGGCAUCCUGCCGGAACUUCGUGUAUGAUCAGUCCCCAAACCGAACGAGUGGCCCAGCCUCGGGGCGGGGGAGCAAACACAGAGAUGGUGGUGAGAGACAGCCAAGCAGCUCUGGCGUGCCUCUGGGUGACAAAGGGUUGGGAAAACGCCUGGAAUUUGGGAAGCCGCCUUCAAAUAUUUCCGCACCGUCGCUGCCGUCAGCCCAGGGUGUAGUCAAGAUGUUGCUUUAGGAAAUCCACGGAAGCUGAAGCCCCGUUUGUCAUAAGCUGCUGCCUUCUCUUCGUACUGCUGGGUGAGGCCUUCGAUUUCCUUCUGGAACUUCUUCUUGCCCUCUUCCAAGGCUUCCACGGUGCUGGCAAAGUCCUGCAACUUCUUCUUCGAAUCGGAGAGCUAAAAUGGCAGUGUCCGGGGUCCCAUAAGAGGAGGGCAUUGGCUGAUUCCCGUCCCUGAUCCCACCCUGGGAAGAGGCCACCUUCUCUGCGUUGCAGAAAUUCAACAGCAGGGGGAGCCAGUGAGCCAAGCAAAAUGGCUCCAGCACACCACCACGGCCCAAUCGAGCUCCUGAUCUCCCCCCAAGGCUCAGUCCUAGAAAAGCAAGGACACACAGCCAGCACCUGGAUGUUCAGAGUUGAGAUGUGACGCUCCAGGUUCUGCUUGGCUUCCAUCUCCUCGUCCAGCUGGUCCUGUAGGCUGUUCCUCUCAUCCUCCAGCUGGCGCAACUUGGUGGACACAUUGAGCUUCUGCCGGGUUUCUUCUUGAAGCAGCUCCUAUGGAAGGACACGUGGAAGUCCCAGGGACCCAUGCCCGGGAAGUUCAUACCCCGGGUCCCUCUGGAUGAUGUGGCCGAAUACCCACCUGGGUGUCCUGGAGCUGGGACCCAAGGGACGCCACGUCCUUGGCCAAUUUUAUGGCCUUCCCCUCCGCCUCGUUGAGCAUCCCCGUGACACUCUCCACUUCAUUCUGAGGAUGCCAAGAGACUGUGGUUAGAACCUCCAGAACGGGAUCCCUGUUAAGUAAGAGAAGCCCUCUCUACUCACACGAUAGGUCGUGUGGUAUCUGCCGAUUGAGAAAUACCCACGAGCUAUGGGGCCUGAUCACGGUAGCUCCAUGGCUGCCAAGGGGAGUGAAUCGCCUGCAAGUUGGGAUGCCUGGUUCUAAGAACCUCUUAGAGCCCCAAACUGUAUUGACUGGGUCCUAAUCUCACUCAAUGGAUCCUAGAUCCUGGAUCCUUGCCAAGGUUGGCAAAAAAUGAAACCGGUUUGAGUCUAGACAGAGCUGCUCUGGACUCGUCUGCUCCCUAAAGUUGGAGAAGAGGAUACAGAUGGCACCUCCACUUCCAAGGGCCCUUUUCCCACCACCCUCUUCCUCACCCCUACUCUUGGCCUUUUCAUGGGUCCUUAUGGCCAAAACCAGAGAUGCAGGAGCAGGUCCUUUUGGAGAUACCAUCCCACUGUCCAUUCUCUUCCCACUUACAAUGAGGAUAUAAAUGAUCUUGACUCUGCUCCUCUAGGACAUUGCUUAUGUUAUGAGAGCAGAACCCCUGCUCUCCCCUGCAUGUGGGGGAAAAAAAUCAUAUUUAAUGCUUCCCCUGCUCCCUUGCCCCAGGAUAUAAGCACAUUAAAUAUUUAUCGAAGGUCUGCCUGUAUCGCAUGAAUGGAAGUCAGACCAAACGUCUAGUCAAAGCUAAAUAAGACCAAAGACAAACAGACUUUGUCAUUGCUCAGCUUAAAACCUAUCAAUGGCUUCUUGUCACUCAAAGACGAAUGUACAUAUAAUGGGACCUCGAAGGCCCUGUGUCACUCGGCCAUGACCUACCUCUCUAGUCCCACGUUACACCACAUUUCCCCUUCCAGCUCAGCAUUCUAGCUCAACUUCUGUGACCUCUUCUAAUUUCCCACCUACCCCUGGGCCCUUGCACAUGCUGCUCCCUCUGCGUCCUAGCCUUCUACUUAUCUCAGACUAUACCUCCUUCUUAGGGAAGCCUUUCCCAAUUCCUCCUCCUACAGGCCAGGCCCCUUGUUACUUACACUUACUGCAUCAUUUUACAUUCAUUCAUGGGAUUAGAAACGCCUUUCCCUCCACUGGGUCAGAGUUCUAUUGGGGCAGGCGCCAUGUCUUUCUAGCCGCUGUAUCUCAGCAUUAAACAUGACGCCCGGCCUACAGCAAAUACUCAAAUGUUUGCUGAAUGAGCAGAUGAAGGUUUCUACAGAUCGAAUGGAAGAGAGAGUCCAUCUCCUCUCCUUGAGGAGUGGAACAAGAGGAAACCAGCUUGCUUUGCAGCAAGAGAGACUUCAGUUAGCUGGGAAAAGCUUCAUCCCCCUGCAGAGCUGGGACCAAGGGAUGCCUGCGGUGCCGCCGACUCACCUGCAGCUUGUGGACCUUGUCGUUGAGCUCGGCCCGGGCCCGCUCCCCAUCGAUGCACUUGGACUGCAGUUCCUGCAGCUGCACCUCCAGCUUCUUCUUCUUGUGCUCUACCUCCUGCUUGGCCUGGUUCAGGACCCGCAGCUCACCGGCCAGGUCGGCGUUCUCCUUCUCCAGCGUCUGCUUGUUCUUGUCUAGAUUGGCCUUGGCCUGGCCAGGUACACAGAGGGGAGGGAAGGCAUUAGAGCUCGGGCCAGGAACGCAUUUUAAGAUCGGAACCUCUAUCCCUUGGGGCAUCUUCCUCUUUCCCUUUCCCUCUGCCAGUCAGGAGGGUUCUAAGGACCUGUGCUUGUCGCCUCAGGGGAGGGAUGCGGUGAGGUGGGGGACACGCGGUCACUGUAAGACUUUCUGUAUUCUGUUUUUCUAAAGCUCAAAGGUUGCAAACGAGCAUUCCAUGAGUUACAUCCAACUUAUUGUCAUGUCCUGGUUGACCUAGUCUUAGUUGCCAACAUUUUAAUAAAGAAAUGUCACGUAAAUCUGGAUUCCAGGGGCACCUGGGUGGCUCAGUCUGUUCAGCGUCUGCC